AGAGUAUUAUCUCAACUUAAACAUGUGACAGAUAAUCAACGAAACUGAAUGAUGUUAGUAUGUGAGUGGAUAAGAUAUACCGUAUCGCUUUAUUAAUUGAAGUAUCUAUUAACAGCCAUGAACAUCCUGUUGAUAUUUGUCACUUUAUUCAAACUUAUAUAUUACAUAUCCGCACAGAAGACUUGUAAGAAAGUCAAUUCUUGUAAAUGUAAACUGGACGAUGGGAAAGUCAUAGACUUGGAUCCACUGGCGAAAUCAAACGGACCCGCAUUUCUUGAUGUUCUGGACAGCGGAGGAGUAGACUAUUUUUCUUGGAAUCCCUGUAAAUCAUUUUCUGAAGGAGCGUGUAGUAAUGCAGCGGUAUGUCAGACCCAUGCAGGCACUCAGUAUAACUGUGGUACCCAAGACAGUGCGGUUUUUGGUUACGAUGACGCAAACAGUGUUUAUACUAUUACGUAUAGUGCAGACAGCUUUACCAAAAGUAAUGACGUCAGAACGACGACCCUCUACUUAUACUGUGACCAGGGCCCAGAUGUGUUUCAGCCAAUAGGAGAAGCUGUUCAGGGAACCUAUGCAUUGAUUUUCAAAGGUAAAUACGCAUGCCCAAGGGAUGGUGGAGGAAUGUCGGCUGGAACUAUAAUAAUCAUCAUAUUUUUCAGCCUGCUAGCUGUAUAUUUGAUUGGCGGAGUUUUAUUUCAAAUCCUUAUCAAGAAAAAUAGUGGCAAGAAUGCAAUACCUAAUUCCAGUUUCUGGAUCGGACUUCCGGGCCUAAUUAAGGAUGGUGUAUUUUUCAUUGUAAGAAGAGGAGGAAAAAAAGGAACCUACAACAAUAUAUGAAGCCUUGGAAAAUAAACAGCUGCUAGAGAAAAAAAAUCCUAGGUUUGCGUCCAGAGAUGUUUGAUAA
Molecule: messenger RNA, 904 nt
Organism: Saccostrea cuccullata (small rock oyster)
Lineage: Eukaryota; Metazoa; Mollusca; Bivalvia; Ostreida; Ostreidae
Product: cation-dependent mannose-6-phosphate receptor-like
Exons: 7
Coding region: 118-837 (239 amino acids)
Cellular component (GO): trans-Golgi network
Source: RefSeq, a predicted model, not a curated record